AAUUACGUCAUUGACCCGGAAGUGUUGUCCCGGCUGUGCUGUUUACCCCUGACCCACAAUCCCUUUCUCCUUCCUUUUCGACAUCGUCCCUAGGAGAGUGAGUACGUGUUUCCCAGGCCCUCCGUCACCAUCGCUCUCCAUCCUCGCUCUCUCUCACUGUCAGCCCAGCCGGUGCUGCCGGCAGCAAUGCAGGGGAGGCCGGCCAUGCCACCGCGGCCUGUAUUGACGGGUUAUGGCCGGGCUGCAGAGCCCAUUUGGCGAUGUUUAUCCGGGACACCGGAAACCUGAUCUCCCCAGGCCACAGCCAUGGUGCUGCCGGCUCCCGGGUGCAGUGAUAGGCAUUGGAUCCGUGUCCGGCAGAGAGUGUAUACCGGUAGCUUAGCUGCCUCUCACAGUAAUGUGCUGCCGUAAAAACAAUAAAGUUUGUAUUUCCGCCUAAGAUUUUAUUUAAAGCAUUAGAAAUUACUAAAACUCUCAUUUUGCUGGGGAGGGUGUGAUUGUAUUAGGCAUUGUGUUUAUGUGUAAGUGUAUUUAUCCCUGCUGUCAUUGGUGUGAUUACAGAGAUGGCCCCAGCAAAGAAGGGUGGUGAGAAGAAGAAAGGCCGUUCUGCCAUCAAUGAGGUGGUAACCAGGGAAUACACCAUUAAUAUUCACAAGAGAAUCCAUGGAAUGUGAGUGUCAAUCCUAUCAUCUUGUUGUGUUUUUUUUGUGUGUGUGUGUGUUACCAACAUACUCUCCUGCAUGCUACUGCCUUAUUACCUCUUAGUGCUAUGUUCAGCCUCCCCUGUCUCAGAAAUGUCUGGAGUUGACAAGUCCAUCUUGACUCCCAUAUCUUCUCACGCUGUCCUUUGCAUUAUUAUGUAUUGUUUGUACACUUAUUUUACGUAUUAUUUUUCCACUUUCCUUAAAAGGCACUAUUUAUAAAAAAAAAAAAAAAAACUAUUUCUAGAGCCGGUUAGCACGAAAUUAGAAACAUGUUUGUCCAACACUACCUGAAAAUAUUAAAAUGGCUAACCGUAUUCAAAUGUUUAACAGAUGCUGUGCCCUCUCCAUUAUUUGAAAAUCUUAUAUCACAGUGUGUGGAACCGGUAGACUAUCUCAGAACCAUACUCAUAACAUAUGGAUUUAAGCUAUUUAUAACUAUAUGGUGUUUAUGGAAAUAUACCACAAUUAAAAGAAGCAUGUUUUGUUUUGUUUUUUCUCCUGCACUCUUUUAAAAUAUCCUUCCUAUUUUAUAAUGUAUGUUACUCGGUUUUCUUUCCUAAUUCUACAAAAAAAACUAAAGGUUAUUACUAGUUUAAAAAAAUUCUAGCUGAAAAAUAAAACUACUGUAUUCAUCAUUAAGGUGAUAGUGUAGAUAUUUAAAGAUGUUAAAGGUCCCUGUCAUGCAUUACAAGAGUUCCAGUUCAAUCUGCAAAUAAGCACUGUGCAAGACAAAUUUGAUUUGGAGAAUAAACUUCUCACGAACCCUGUCUAAUUUUUACUUGAACGAUUUGUUUUCCAGUUAGAUUAGAAUGGAUGCUAGGUACAGCUUAGAGAUGCAUAAAACAUUUUAGUUUCUACUCUCAAAUUGGGUGGGUAAUGGAUAAUUUUCCUAACUGCAAGUCUACCUGUUUAGAUAUUUGGACAAAGUGAUUUGGGUUUAAUUAUUUGUAGAAUAAAACAGGAUACUUUAAAGUGGAGCUAACAUGAGAUUUGUGCUCUACCGAAUUUGGUUGCAGCAUUGGCAAUUAAUAAAAUAAAGGAGGGGGAUCUCUAGCUAGCUAAUUAUUUUGUUUAAGGUACAGGCCUUUCCAGCCAUAGGAUGUUAGUUUAAUCCCUGCAGUCCUGUAUGGACAGCACUGUUAAAAGAAUUCAAGAACAUGCAUGUACUUGGACAGCAUUUCUCUGUAGAUGUAUGAGACAACAUAGGACUGUGAAGUUGUCCACUAUACAGAAGUGCGGCAAAGAUUUUGCUAGAUUUUAUGCAUAUUGGUGUAGUCCAUAAUGUUUGUGCCAUAUUUAGGAGACCCCAGAUUCAUUGAUCUAUCUCUUUAACCGAUUGUCCACAUUCAAAGUUUAACAUAAGUGCUUAUUUCUCACAAGCUAAUUAUUUUGGUUAAUUUACUUUUGCUUUAUCUAAUACAAAAAUAUGUCAAGACUACUACUGUUGGAAACCUUAUUUUUAUUUUAAUGGUUUUUCUUUCUCUUUUCUUUCAGUGGUUUCAAGAAACGUGCACCAAGGGCUCUGAAGGAGAUACGCAAAUUUGCUGUGAAGGAGAUGCGUACUCCUGAUGUGCGUAUUGACACAAGGCUAAACAAAGCUGUCUGGGCCAAAGGCAUUAGGUAAGUUUCAAGAUUGUGAUCUAUCUAUAUAUGGCGUUAGAUUGCUUUACAUAGACUGUAUUUACUGAGUAGAUGACGUGAAAAAUUUGUUAAUGUGUAGACUGAAAUAUAGUACAAAUGUAUUCAUUUUGUGUUUAUUUCUAGAAAUGUUCCAUAUCGUAUCCGUGUGCGUUUGUCCAGAAAACGUAACGAAGAUGAAGAUUCUCCUAACAAGCUAUACACAUUGGUCACAUAUGUGCCAGUCACAACUUACAAAGGUAAGGCCUUUUCUUAAAGUGGCACUGCUAUUUCUCCCUCCUGCAAAACUAGUAUUUUCCUAAAAAGAAAAUCUUUAUGAAAAAUUUCUAUUGACUGUGUUAGGAUUUCACUGAAAUUCCAACCUAGAAAAAAUAGGUGCUAUUUUGUCUCCGUAUUUUUCCGAUAUUUGACAGAGCUACUGCCACCUAGAAUUCUCAAUCCCACAGCAGCCACCAGUGACUGAAGCAGGAAAGUAGCUCCAUCUAUAGAGGAUCCCGCGGUAUCAUGGUGUCCUCUAUAGCAGGAUUGCCCAAAAGGUAGAUCCCCAGAUAUUGUAGAACUACAGCUUCCGUGAAGCUUUGUCAUUCUAAAUGCAUUCAAAGCCUCAUGGGAGUUGUAGUUCUAAAACAUCUGGGGAUCUACCUUUUGGGCACACCGGCUCGAUAGACUGCAAUGGUGUACUCUUGCGCACCGGAAGAAGAUUGUGGUGCACAUGAGUUACAGGUUUAGACAUGUUAAAUUUGCCUUUGCCUGGUGUGGUGUGAGUAUUUUUGUAUGAUAGAACAUUUUAUCACCACAGAUCAGGAUCUUGUAGGAAUGUUUCUCAGCUAAGUUAGGACUUUCUUUCGUUUGGCUGAAAUGUGUAUUGUGUGUGUUUUUUUUUUUUUGUUUUUUUUUAUUUUUAUUUAUAAACCCUUCUGGGUACACUCACACCCUGAAGGAGCACCCGAUAAAGUAUCUUGCUAAAAUCAACCAGAAUAUCUGUAUACUUUUUUGUUUGUUUGUUUGUUUGUUGUGGGGGGUGGUUACUGGUCAAGAAAAUGUUAGACUUCGUGUCAAGGUAUUGUGGUUUUUGUCUUUCCAUGGCUUUCUAUUGUUGGCUAUACUGAACCAUCUAUUCUUUAGUGGUAAUAACUCUGUAGUAUGGGAAAGGUAUUUACCUUUCAAGAUAUUAUUUUAUCUACUGUCGCGGAAUUCAUAUGCUCUUAAAUAUAAAGCAUAUAUGCUGCCCAUUGGUGGAUCUUUUAACAUUGUAGUGGCUUAACCACCAGCAGAUUACUUUGCGAUCACUGCUGCACACCCAUGGUGACAUUUUCAUUUUAUUUUUUAAAUCUGCACUCUUGGCAGCAUAACCACUACAGCUCAUUGAAAAGGCAGUGUUUACUCCUCAGAUGGCCACUGGAGGUACUUCCUGGCUCAAUGCUGCACAGUAGGCAGCUCUGCUGUUCAGCAUCCCCACGCUCUGCAUGCGAUCCUUAAAGACUGUUUUGUCUGAUGUAUCUGAUACGUCCUUGGUCAGGAAGUGGGGGCAAGCCACCUUAAUGGUGUGUUUUGCACUGUAGGGUCAGGAAUACAUGUUUGUGUUCCUGACCCUAUAGUGUUCCUUUAACAUGUGGUAGUGGAAAGCGUGAAAAAUGUGUCCCUUUUAUUAAUUUAAAAUUGUUAUGAAAUAAAAAAAUUCUUACGUCUGAAUGACAGUGCUGCUUUAAAAUGAUUCUCCAGUGCAAGGAUGGUUUCCUAUGGGGAUUCCGGCGACGCUGGAGGUCCUCGUGCAUAGCAUGAGGACGUCCAGCAUCAUUUAGACUGACGGAAAUCCCUGUAGUUGCUCUCUGGUAGACAGCCACUAGAGGAGGACUUAACCCUGCAAGGUAAUUAUUGCAGUGUAUAAAAACUGCAGUAAUUACAAUUGCAGUGUUGUUGCCAUGGGAGUUGGCACCCAGGCCACUUCAAUGAGCUGAAGUGGUCUGGGUGCCCAGUGUCCCUUCAAGAAGUGAAAGUGGAACACCUCUGUAUCUUGGAAAUCUAGAUGUAUUUGUGCUCUGUUUUUAUUAACAAGGUUAUCAGUGUGAAUCGUCAGAAAUUCAAAGUGAAUUUCAAAACUUAAAGGACCACUAUAGUGCCCUGAGGGUGCCCCGACCCUCAGGGUCCCCCUCCCGCCUGGCUCUGGAAGGGGAAAAGGGGUUAAAACUUACCUUUUUCCAGCGCUGGGCGGGGAGCUCUCUGCCUCCGAUCCUCCUCCGUUUCUCCCCGUCGGCUGAAUGCGCACGCGUGGCAGCCGGUCGCAUAGAAAAGCAUUAUCAAUGCUUUCCUAUGUACGCUUGCGUGCUCUCACUGUGAUUUUUCACAGUGAGAAUCACGCAAGCGCCUCUAGUGGCUGUCAAUGAGACAGCCGCUAGAGGCUUUGGGGGAAGGCUUAGCUGGACCUGGCACCCAGACCACUUCAUUAAGCUGAAGUGGUCCUUUAACUCAAAAUACCAACAUGAAAAUAAAGCUAAUUUCAGUUUGAAUUCACUUUUAAGUCACACUUUAGUGUAUAACCUAUUGGUGUCUGUUUACAUUACGAGGAGAUCGGAGUUGUUAGUAAAGCAUAAGGCAUGUUUGCAAGAAGUUUUUUUUGGAUGUUGGUAUGACUGCUGUCAGUGUAUUGAGCGGUCUCACCCGUUAAGUUUGAAUGUAACUGUGGCUAAGCUAUAUAUCGCAAACACUGGCUAUGCAUGUUUUAAAUUCAUGGUCAUUUAUUACCCUGCAGUUGUUGUUUUUUACUGGAUUUUGUGUGUAAUGAAGUUUCCCAACAAAUUCUCAAUCCUUUCUACAUUAUUUUUACAUUAUUAUUUUUGUGUUGACACUCCCUCAGCUCAAUCUUCUGUCAGAUGGGGAGAAAGAUCAGGGAGCACGAGGUGGUUUGUGUUCUGGUGUUAGAUGCCAGUUUUGCAUAGAAUUCACACCCAUCUGGAAUUUUAGUUGCAGGCUGGCUAAUGAUGUCCCUAUAAUGCUGCUAGAGGUGGCGUUACACUAUUAGUGCAGCGUUUCAAAGAGAAUUUAGGCACAUACAGAUGCAAAGGGCCAUGACCACUUUAAAUCAAUUAAGUAAUGAAGUGGGCAUGGUGCUUGGAAUAACCCUUCAAAGGAAUACAGUAAUCAGAAGUCAGUUUUCUAGCUUUCAUGCUUACCAUUUCUGACUGUCAUCUUUAUGCACCUGUGCUCAGAUUGUCAACUGUUUGACUUGUGUUCACUAUUUUGUAACUGUUCAUUUCUUUUUGUAAUAGCCUGGGAGAAAAUUCUCCAGGCAGAAUUAGUGCUUAAUUAUACCAUACACAGGAUAAUUUCAGAAUAGUGAGCAUUGGGUCAAUCUGUCCUAAUGUGCAUAAAGAUAGCUGUCCAAAAAGGGAAAGGUGGAAAGAUAGGCCAUGAACUUCUAAUAUCUUAGAGCUAUAUGAAUUUAAAUGAAAUUAUUUAUUAUAACUAAGAUUAAAUGUGAAAGGCUUUGUUACCUUUUUAAGGAAGGUUCUAUUUCCGUUGACUAGCUAAUUUACCCACAAUCAAUCAGUAAAAGAAUACCAGUGAAAGGCAAACUACAGACAUUCAGGGACAGAGGAGAACAAAUUUUGAUAUUGAGUUACAGUGCAAGGAAGUAAAAUAAUGUAUAAAGGCAUGUGGUGGUAUUGAGACAGAGGAGAAAAUGGAAAAAAAAAAAGAACUGAUAGUUAAAAUAAGUAUUUCCAGCUAUUGUUUUCCAGUCUAACAGUACACUAUGCAUUUUAUUCUACAGAAGCAUCUAGGUAGUUUUCUUGCAACCAGUUUCAUAGCUUAGUUGUUCAAUUUACCAGAUCUAUAAUACCUGUUUAUAGUUCUGGGGUAAUGGUUUUAUAUCUCUGCAUAGCUAACAAAUCUUGUCCUAGUAGAUAUUGGCGACCAUGUAAGUGCUAAUUCAUAACUUGUACUCGUAAGCAGCAGGCUAAGUCUCCUUGGGGAGACAAUCAUGAUGUCAUUACAUUUUAAGAAAUGGCUCUAUAUUGCAUUUACAUUUUGCUUUUCCAAAUAGUGUUAUUGUGUGGUUUAAAAAAUGUUAACUUUUUUCUUUUCUUUUUUUUUUUUGUAGGAUUACAGACCGUCAAUGUGGAUGAAAACUAAAUUGCUUUUUGCUGUUAUAAUAAAAUAUUAAAACAGAGUAAUUGUGUUUUUUUUUAAUAUUCAAUGUAAAUUUGUGUCUGCACUGCAUUUAGUACUGCAAAUUUUUGGUAACCUUUGUUCCUUCUAAACGUAGAGCUAAAUUCUGCAUUAUAAUGACCCAUGUUUUCUUUUUAUCAAAAAGGGUCUGUUUGCUAAACUCAGAAUUGUGGAGUAUAGACACAACUAUAGAUUUAAAGCCAAAGUUGAAAAUUAUUUGGUUUGUAGUUUUUUUUCCUAAAUCCAUUUUUGUAUGAAGUUGACAUUUUCAGUAUACAUAUUCCUGAGUUGUUUAGUAAAUAACCAGUGUGCAGCUACCAGUUUUAAAAUGUACCAAUCUUAGUUUUAAACAAUAUUAGGGGACCCAGAAUGUAGUGCUGUACUGCCCUAAAGCUAAAUUUGUUGUGCUGAGG
This is a messenger RNA of Pelobates cultripes (western spadefoot toad), 6922 nucleotides long. The record is from the annotation of a GenBank genome assembly. NCBI's taxonomy places the organism in Eukaryota, Metazoa, Chordata, Amphibia, Anura, Pelobatidae.